This is a messenger RNA of Pyricularia oryzae 70-15, 543 nucleotides long. RefSeq lists its product as uncharacterized. The coding region runs from base 1 to 543 and encodes 180 amino acids. NCBI's taxonomy places the organism in Eukaryota, Fungi, Ascomycota, Sordariomycetes, Magnaporthales, Pyriculariaceae. The record is from RefSeq and is a predicted model, not a curated record. Gene Ontology annotation, cellular component: extracellular region. The transcript has 2 exons.
AUGCAGCUCAAGACCAUUUUCGUCCAGACCCUCCUGGUUGGCGCCGGCCUCUGCCAGGUUCAGGUUAUCAACAAGGCUCUUCAGGACAUCACCCAGAGUCUAACACAGCUCGACACUUCGGUCAAGGCCCUCCAGGACGCCCAGUCCGGCGUCACGCUUCUCCAGCAGUCGAGCGCACUGCUGGAUACGAUCAAGAACUCGACCCAGGCCAUCCAGGCCUCGUCUGAGCUCACGCUCCAGGACGCCCUGGGCCUGCAGGCGACGGCGCAGCAGCUGCCGGCGCAGGCCAAGACCACCAUGGACGACCUGGUGGCCAAGAAGUCGGUGCUCGACCAGCUCGGCGCCACCCAGCAGGCCAUCACGUCGCUCAAGGAGCAAAAGGCCGCCUCGCAAGAACUCGGCAAGGUCGUCGUCACCAAGAUCCCCGCCGUCGGCCAGCAGAUCGCCCAGCAGCAGCUGGACCAGAUCAGCCAGACCUUUGACCAGGGCAUCACCGGCCUCGGUGGCCAGCCCGGCAAGCGUGCCGUUGCUCUUGUUGUUUAA